AUGUCAGCCAACCUGAACGCUACAUUUGCCAAGUGCAAGAAAGAAGGCAGAAAUGCCAUGCUUACAUUUUUAACGGCUGGUUUCCCGUCGGUGGCUGAGACUGUUCCUCUUUUAAAGUCAUUACAGGACGGUGGUGCCGAUAUCAUUGAGUUGGGUGUUCCAUUCUCUGAUCCCAUUGCUGAUGGUCCUACUAUUCAAAAGGCCAACCAGAUCGCAUUAGAAAACGGAGUUAGUGUUCAUGUAUGUUUAGAAUUGGUUCGUCAAGCCAGAGCUGCUGGUGUCAAUAUCCCAAUCAUUCUCAUGGGAUACUACAAUCCAAUUCUUCAAUACGGUGAAAACAAAUUUGUUGAAGAUGCCAAAAAGGCUGGUGUCGACGGCUUUUUGCUGGUCGAUUUACCACCAGAGGAGGCCAGCAGGUUCAGAAAGAUCUCGAGUAAUUCUGGUCUAAGUUACAUCCCAUUGAUUGCUCCUUCUACUACUAAUGAGAGACUCGCACAACUUUCUGAGAUUGCUGACUCUUUCUUAUAUGUUGUGUCGAGAAUGGGUACCACUGGUGUUGCUGGUGGUUUAGACUCCAACGUGUCUACUUUACUAAAAAGAGUUCGUCAAUUCACCGGUGAGAAGCCUUUGGCUGUUGGAUUCGGUAUCAGUACGAGAGAAAACUACCUUACUGUUAGUCCUGUGGCUGAUGGUAUUGUUAUCGGUAGUUACUUGAUCUCUUUGAUUGAUAAUACCCCCAAAGAAGAGAGAUUGGAAACUGUCAAGAAGUAUAUUAAUGGCAUUGUGGGAGGUAGAGAGGUAGUGGUUGAUCCAAGACCAGAAAGUCCUUCUACCACUCCAGUUCUUUCAGAGGAUGAAGAAGAGCAAAAGAAACAAUUCUAUGCAUUAGUUGACCGAUUUGGUGACUACGGUGGACAGUAUGUUCCUGAAGUGCUACACCAAUGCUUGUCUGAGCUCGAGAAGGGAUUUAAUGAGGCUAUUCAUGAUGAAAAGUUCUGGGAAGAGCUUAGAUCUUACUACCCUUACAUGGGCCGUCCAUCUAACUUGUACUUUGCCGACCGUCUCAGUGAAAAGGUUGGUGGUGCUAAAAUCUGGUUAAAGAGAGAAGAUCUUAACCACACUGGUAGUCACAAAAUUAACAAUGCUUUGGCGCAGGUAUUGAUUGCCAGACGUCUUGGAAAGACCCAGGUCAUCGCCGAGACCGGUGCUGGUCAACACGGUGUAGCCACUGCUACUGUUGCUGCCAAGUUUGGUCUCAAGUGUAAGGUGUUCAUGGGUGCAGAGGAUUGUCGUAGACAGGCCCUCAAUGUAUUUAGAAUGAAACUUUUGGGUGCUGAAGUUGUACCUGUUCAUGCUGGUACCAAGACUCUUCGUGAUGCUUGUAGUGAAGCUCUUCGUACUUGGGUUACCACUAUUGGAGAUACUCAUUACGUACUUGGUUCGGCUACUGGACCACAUCCCUUCCCUACUAUGGUUCGUACUUUCCAAUCUGUUAUUGGUCAGGAGACUAAAGAACAAUUUGCCAAGUACAACGAUGGCAAGCUUCCUGAUGUCGUGGUUGCUUGUGUCGGCGGUGGCUCAAACUGUUCUGGUAUGUUUGCUCCUUUCAUUGAGGACAAAUCUGUUAAGCUCGUAGGUGUUGAGGCUGGUGGUGAAGGUUUACAAACAGAUAAGCACAGUGCUACCUUGAGUGCUGGUAAGUCUGGUGUUUUGCACGGUGCCAAGACUUAUGUCCUGCAAAAUGCUGACGGUCAGGUUCAAGAUACUCACUCUAUCUCUGCUGGUUUAGACUAUCCUGGUGUUGGUCCUGAAUUGGCUUCUUGGAAGGACAGUGGCAGGGUCAAGUUUAUCGCUGCUACCGAUCUUGAGGCUUUACAAGGAUUCCGUAUUCUUUCUGAAACUGAAGGAAUCAUUCCCGCUAUGGAAUCGUCUCAUGCUAUUCACGGAGCCGUUGAGCUUGCCAAGACCAUGUCUCCUGACGAACAUGUAGUCAUUUGUUUAUCUGGUCGUGGUGACAAGGAUGUCCAAAAUAUUGCUGACCUUCUCCCAACUUACGGACCUAAGCUUGGCUGGGACGUUCGUUUUGAGAAUUAA
This is a messenger RNA of Sugiyamaella lignohabitans, 2094 nucleotides long. RefSeq names its product tryptophan synthase TRP5 (gene TRP5). Gene Ontology annotation, molecular function: tryptophan synthase activity. The coding region runs from base 1 to 2094 and encodes 697 amino acids. NCBI's taxonomy places the organism in Eukaryota, Fungi, Ascomycota, Dipodascomycetes, Dipodascales, Trichomonascaceae. Gene Ontology annotation, biological process: L-tryptophan biosynthetic process. Gene Ontology annotation, cellular component: cytoplasm. The record is from RefSeq and is a predicted model, not a curated record. The transcript has a single exon.